Cariama cristata (Red-legged seriema) is the source of this 1564-nucleotide messenger RNA. RefSeq names its product lymphoid enhancer-binding factor 1 (gene LEF1). The annotation marks the transcript as partial. The transcript has 5 exons. Gene Ontology annotation, molecular function: RNA polymerase II cis-regulatory region sequence-specific DNA binding; DNA-binding transcription factor activity, RNA polymerase II-specific. The record is from RefSeq and is a predicted model, not a curated record. Gene Ontology annotation, cellular component: beta-catenin-TCF complex. NCBI's taxonomy places the organism in Eukaryota, Metazoa, Chordata, Aves, Cariamiformes, Cariamidae. Gene Ontology annotation, biological process: regulation of transcription by RNA polymerase II; canonical Wnt signaling pathway.
GUUUUCACAUCACAUGAUUCCUGGUCCUCCAGGCCCUCACACAACUGGAAUCCCUCACCCAGCUAUUGUAACACCUCAAGUAAAACAAGAACAUCCGCACAACGACAGCGAGCUAAUGCAUGUGAAGCCUCAGCAUGAACAGAGAAAAGAACAAGAGCCAAAAAGACCUCAUAUUAAGAAGCCUCUGAAUGCUUUCAUGUUGUACAUGAAAGAAAUGAGAGCGAACGUUGUAGCAGAGUGUACUCUGAAAGAAAGCGCGGCUAUCAACCAGAUUCUUGGCAGAAGGUGGCAUGCUCUUUCCCGUGAAGAACAAGCGAAAUAUUAUGAACUAGCUCGUAAAGAAAGGCAGCUACAUAUGCAGCUUUAUCCAGGCUGGUCUGCAAGAGACAACUAUGGGAAGAAAAAGAAGAGGAAGAGAGAAAAGUUGCAGGAAUCGGCAUCAGGUGGGAAAAGAAAUGCUUUCUCAACUUGCAAAGCAAAGGCGGCGACACCAGGACCCCUUCUGGAGAUGGAAGCUUGUUAAACCCUAGGUGUGUCCUUCAUCCGCACAGACCACCCCCGAGGGGUCUGUCUAGGAUGUCAUUCACCCUGAUGUCACUGCUAGAGACACUGAAUCAUAAAGACAAUCACUGCCAAAAUCCUUCACUAUCACGAGGUCCAGCCCCGAUAUAAAUAGAACAAACGAGCUCCUGGGUCAGCAGAGCAGCUUUUGUCUUCACUCCACCUCUGCCUUGCACUCUUAAGCCCCCGUCUCACCUGCGUCCACACCGAGUCAGCAAAGUAGCGUGGCUGCCUCUGCCUGCUUCAGCCAACAGAGUGACGUAGACCACAGCUGCCCCAUACAGCACAGCGAGGAACGGGAUCUGCCUGGACCAGGAUGACACACUCGACCUUCUUUUUAUUUAAUGGUGCGACAGGAUCAAUUUUGGUUUUAGCUUUUUUAAGAAACUUGAAUGCUUUUAUAUUUUAACUUUUAGUUUGUAAUUUCUUUGGUGUAUAUUUUACUAGGUAUGAGCUUUUAAACAAGUGUCAGAAAUCUGAAAUACUUUUUAAAUAAAAGGGGUUUUUCUUUUUUUUUUUUUUUUUUCUGCCAGAGGAAAAACCUGUAUGGAAAAAAGGUGGCUUUUUUGUUAAACUAUUUGUAACAAAUAGUGGCCUCUCAGUCUAUAUAAUACAGUGUCCUAUAGAGUUAAAUAAAUGUAACAACAGUCAGCUGGUCAGUAGACACCUCAGUCUUGCAUCAUCUACUCUGUAAACAUAAGCAAUACAUCCAGCAAAUCUGACUGCAGUGAGUUCUCCUUCUCACCCAUUCCCCUUCUCCUUGUAAAAAGCCCAGCACUUGAAUUAUUACUUCAAUUGUUCUGUAUUUGUAUCUGUUUUUGUUAGCCUGUUAGUGGGAUUUUAUGCCAGUUGUUGAAAUGAGCAUUGAUGUACCCAUUUUUUAAAAUAGUAAGGCACAGCCUUUGCCAAAAAUACUGUCAACCGAUUUUUUUUUUUUUCUGGUCAUUCCAGUUUGAGUUUAUGUGCUGAGCAUUUGUUUUUUAAUAAAAGCUUUGUAAUAAAA